GAGCUGGGGAAAAGGCACGAUUCAGGUUGAAAGACGACGACGUUGAUGAUUCGGAAUCGGAGUGCCAAAGCUUUGAGAUUUGUUCGGCCACGAUUCAGGGAGACAUGUACCCUGAGACCUAUUUUACUCCGCAGCCCUUACGCGUUGUGCUUGUGUUUCGUCUGCGAACGAGCCUUUUCUGGUGGUGUCAAGAGCAGCGACAUAAAGAUCCCAUCUUACAGAGAGAGAUUGAAAAGUGGGAUUGUUGGAAUCAAGAAAGAUGAUGCUGUUGCUCUGUUUCAGUCCAUGGUUAGAUGUCGUCCUCUUCUUACGGUCACUGAUUUCAGUAAACUGUUUAGUGGUAUUGCUAAAACAAAACAUUAUGAUCUCGUGUUGGAUCUCUGCAAGCGAAUGGAACUUCAAGGGAUUGCUUAUGAUCUCUACACUCUCAACAUUAUGAUCAAUUGCUUCUGCCGUCGUAGUAAACUCGGUUUUGCUUUUUCUGUUAUGGGAAAGAUGUUGAAACUUGGAUAUGAGCCUACCACAGUCACAUUCUCUACUUUGAUUAAUGGUUUAUGUCUCAAGGGUCUAGUUUCCCAAGCUGUGGAGUUGGUUGAUGGUAUGGUGGAAAUGAAGGUUGUUCCAAAUCUCAUCAUACUUAACACUCUUGUCAAUGGUCUUUCUCUCCAAGAUAGGCUGUCCGAAGCAAUGGCUUUGAUUGAUCGAAUGAUGGCUAAUGGAUGUCAACCCGAUCAGUUUACCUAUGGUCCGGUUUUGAACAAAAUGUGUAAGUCAGGGAACCUAGACGAUGCACUCAGACUUUUCAAUGAAAUGGAAAUUAAAGGAUUCAAAGCAAAUGUCAUUACCAACACCUCUCUCAUAGGAGGCUUCUGUAAUGCGGGUAGAUGGGAUGCUGGCGCACAGUUGCUAAGAGAUAUGAUUAAAAGGGAAAUCACACCGGACGUUGUCACUUUCAAUGCGUUGAUUGAUUGUUUUGUGAAAGAGGGAAAGCUUAACGAGGCUAAAGAGUUGUACAAUGAGAUGAUCAAAAGAGGCUUAGAUCCUAAUACCAUUACAUAUAAUUCUUUGAUAUAUGGGUUAUGCGUGGAGAAUCGAUUAGAUGAAGCCAACCAGAUGAUGGAUCUGAUGACUAGCAAAAGUUGCGAUCCUGAUAUCGUAACAUUUACUACCCUUAUAAACGGCUAUUGCAAGGCUAAACGGGUUGAUGAUGGCAUGGAACUAUUCCGCAAAAUGUCUCUGAGAGGUGUGGUUGCUGAUACAGUCACUUAUAGCACUCUCAUCCAAGGGUUUUGUCAUUCAGGAAAGCUUAAUGUCACCAAAGAACUCUUCCAAGAGAUGGUCUCUCAAGGUGCUAAUCCUGAUAUUCUGCUGGAUGGGUUGUGUGACAACGGAGAACUAGAGGAAGCCCUGGAAAUACUUGAUAAAAUGCACAAGUGUAAGAUUGAUUCUGGUAUUGGUAUCUAUAAUAUCAUCAUUCACGGGAUGUGCAAUGCUAGUAAGGUCGAUGAUGCUUGGGAUCUUUUCCGUAGCCUUCCUCUCAAAGGAGUGAAGCCUAAUAUCAGAACAUAUAACAUAAUGAUUGGAGGACUGUGUAAGAAAGGCUCACUGUCUGAAGCAAAUAUGUUGUUUAAAAAGAUGGGAGAUGAUGGGUAUGAGCCAGAUAGUUGUACAUGGAACACAAUAAUCCGAGCUCAUCUCAGAGUCAGUGACAUAAGCAAUUCAGCUAAACUCAUCGAAGAAAUGAAGAGUAGUGGGUUCUCUUCAGAUGCUUCCAUUGUAAAGUUGGUUAUGGAUAUGCUAUCGAGUGGUGAACUGGACAAAAGCUUUCUAGAUAUGCUGUCGGGUCCUUCUCGAGACAAAUCAUCAUUCGUUGGAUUGAAAUAAAAUCUUCUUGGAAGAAUUAUUAUCGAAACAAAUCAUCAUUGCAACACUACGAGCAGGAUCAUCACCGUUACCAAGAUUCUGAGUCUGGUUGCUCCUCUUUCCUCCUGGAUGGAAGGUUCUUGGCAUCUGUGGAUGACUGAUGAGUUUAGAGCUAUUCAUAACAGCCGCUCUUUUGGACAUGAUCUUUCACUUCCCUAGUGAUUGGAGGAAUGCUGCUUCUGAGAAUGCCCUUUUAUGUCUUAUACAGUGUCUUUCACUUCCCUAGUGAUUGGAUGUCUGAUUAUGCCCUUUCUGAGCGUAAUCAGAAACCAAAACACUGACUGGUUCAAUGAACAAAAAACGUAAUUGAUACUUAGUUUUCCUCCAAUAGAGAGCAGCAAUACUGCAAUUUGACGUUAAUGUUUCUUUGUAUGUUAAUGCUUUGCCUCUUUGUUUGAGAGUAGACUAAUCGACAACAUGGAUGAGAAAUAAAAAACAAGUUUCUUGUGUAUCUUCUUUGUAAUUUAU
Messenger RNA from Raphanus sativus (radish), 2391 nucleotides. Its product is annotated as pentatricopeptide repeat-containing protein At1g12775, mitochondrial-like. The record is from RefSeq and is a predicted model, not a curated record. NCBI's taxonomy places the organism in Eukaryota, Viridiplantae, Streptophyta, Magnoliopsida, Brassicales, Brassicaceae. The transcript has 2 exons. Gene Ontology annotation, molecular function: protein binding. Bases 46 to 1884 code for a protein of 612 amino acids.